Messenger RNA from Sclerotinia sclerotiorum 1980 UF-70, 828 nucleotides. RefSeq lists its product with no specific name. Bases 1 to 828 code for a protein of 275 amino acids. Lineage: Eukaryota; Fungi; Ascomycota; Leotiomycetes; Helotiales; Sclerotiniaceae. The record is from RefSeq and is a predicted model, not a curated record. The transcript has 2 exons.
AUGCCAAACAAAACGCCUUUCCGUGUGUACGAGGAUCCUGAAGACAGGGAAGUACCACAAUGCUGUAAUGGCGAUGGUGUCUGCCCGGUUUGCACUAAAGGAAAUACAGCUCACCGUCGCUGUUCUCCCGAAUGCAAAGGAUGUCUGAAUUGUGGUAGCCUUCUUCGUCAAAAGUUGAAACAGGAGCCGGGUGUAUCAGCUGGUGGCGGUGUUAUGCAUUUCACCAAGUCAGCAUCGACAUCAGAUCUCCUCUUCCAGGUCCCAGCAAACAAUGAAAGCUCGAACGCUACAAAGGCCAGCCAGGCCCAAUCUUUUAGGACUAUGGAUGCGGCCACAUCUUCGUCCUUCUCAAAAAUUUAUGAUGAUGAAAAUGUUACUCCUUCAAAACAAAGAUAUCAAUCGUUAUAUCACUCGUCUACCAAAGGCCUUUUCGAUCAACAAAACAGCUCGGAGGCUUCGGAGCCCGCUAUGCAAACUCACCAACCUUACCACAACAUCAAGAGCCCAUCUUUGACUGGCAGUCAAGAUUCGUUGAUAGCAAUUUCACCUACCAGACCAUUAAGAGAUGAACAACGUAGCCGUAGAGUGUCCAAGGCCGCUUUGCGAACGCAUGCCGAAAAAUUAAGAGCUGCCUUGGCGUGCCCUGUUGAUGAACUUGCCCCAGGAAAGCCCACGUCUUCGAAGAAGGCUCCUCUGAAAAACAAGAUAGAAUCGCUUUGGAGGAAGAUGAAGAAUAUAAUAGACGAGACCGGAGUUGAGUGGAGAAAGACAUUGGAGCAAGAGGAAACCUACUGUUUAUACAGCGAUUGCUUUAGUGGAGUUUGUUGA